UUUGACAGGCUCGAGAGCCUUACCGGAAUGCACGAGCUGCAGAGAAAGUGAACGAACCGACACAGAAAGAUGCAGGCGGACGAAAUGGAGGUACCUAUCAUUAAUAACAUUAACAGUAACUGCAACAAGCAAAGGCCUCUGCCGAAUGGGAGAGAUGUGUUCAAGAAUCUGCUGAAGGAUUGGGAGAGCUCCAUGGAGUCCCCUAACCUGGAGUUUGAGUAUGGGGACACAGACAGCCUGACUGCUGAACUCUCAGAGAUAUACAGUUACACGGAGGAGCCCGAGUUCGCCCUCAACAGGGACUACUUUGAGGAGGACUUCAGGAGCCAUGUGCGGGGGAGGAGGUGGAUUGAGCUGGGUCAGGAGCAGCAGAGGGCCUAUGUGAUGAGACUACUAGAUGCUCUGGAGGUCACUGACCGGGACAAAAGGCUGAAGGUGGCCCGGGCCAUCCUCUACCUGGCACAGGGGGUGUUUGAUGAGUGUGACACGGACACAGACGUGCUCCACUGGUCUCGCCACAACGUGUUCCUGCUGUAUGACAUGGGCGUCUUCACCGCUCUCCUGGAGCUGCUGAGCAUGGAGAUGGAUAACAACCAAGCCUGCAGCAGUGCAGUGAGGAAACCUGCCAUCUCUCUGGCGGACAGCACAGAACUCAGGGUCUUGCUAAGCAUCAUGUACCUGAUGGUGGAGACCAUCCGUCUGCAGACAGAGGACGACAGGCCAGAGUGGAGAACUGCCAGAGAGGCAUUCAAGACUGAACUGGGUUCUCCUCUGUACAACGGAGAGCCAUUUUCCCUGUUGCUCUUCACCAUGGUGACCAAGUUCUGCAGUAUGAACGCUCCACACUUUCCCAUGAAGAAGGUCCUGCUCCUGCUCUGGAAGACCAUCCUGUUCACCAUGGGGGGCUUCGAGGAGCUCCAGGAGAUGAAGGUUCGAGGGAGAGAGAGGCUGAGCCUGCCCCCCUUGCCUGAGGACAGCAUCAAGGUAAUUCGGAGCAUGAGAGCAGCCUCUCCUCCAGCCUCGGCAAUGGAGCUCAUCGAACAGCAACAGCAGGCCAAGAGAGGACGCCGCAGCCGCAGGAGUGCCUUUGUUGAUAGCUUGGAAGGAGACAGUCCCUUUCCCAAGAAGCAGCCCCUGGUAAAGCAGGACAGCCUAGACACGUACAACGAGCGAGACCCCUUUAAGAACGACGACGCACGCGACGAGGAGGAGGAUGGCGAGGAAGCCGACAGUGGCAUCGAGGGCGAGGUGGACCCCCUGGACCGUGAUGUCAUCAUCCAGCCGCCACCCCCACCGCCCCCGCUCAGACCCCCCACUGAGAGUGCGUCCCUCCCCAAGGGUCUGCCCUGGGCCCCCAAAGUCAGAGAGAAAGACAUCGAGCACUUCCUGGAGACCAGCAGGAACAAGUUCAUCGGCUUCACUCUGGGAAAUGACACAGAGACACUGGUCGGUCUUCCUAGGCCCAUACACGAGAGUGUCAAGACCCUCAAACAGCACAAAUAUGUCUCUAUAGCUGAGAUGCAGAUCAAGAGGGAAGAGGAGCUUCAACAGUGCCCCAUGACCCUGGGAGAAGAGGAUGUGGAUGAGACCCCAACAGAGAUCCUGUAUCUGGGAAUGCUUCCUAACCUGUCUCAGUAUGUGAUUGCCCUUCUGAAGCUGCUGCUGGCUGCAGCACCUACCUCCAAGGCCAAGACGGACUCCAUCAAUAUACUGGCUGAUGUGCUGCCAGAGGAGAUGCCAAUCACGGUCCUCCAGAGCAUGAAGCUGGGUAUUGACGUGAACAGACACAAGGAGAUCAUUGUCAAGGCCAUCUCUGCACUUCUGCUGCUGCUCCUCAAGCACCUGAAACUCAAUCACAUCUACCAAUUUGAGAUUGUCUCUCAACACCUGGUGUUUGCUAACUGCAUCCCACUGAUCCUCAAGUUCUUCAACCAGAACAUCAUGUCUUACAUCAGUGCCAAAAACAGUAUAUGUGUGCUGGACUUCCCUCACUGUGUGGUCCACGAGAUGCCUGAGCUCACGGCUGAGAGCUUGGAAGCUGGAGACAGUAAUCAGUUCUGCUGGCGUAAUCUCUUCUCCUGCAUCAACCUGCUGAGGAUCCUCAACAAGCUGACUAAGUGGAAACACUCCAGGACCAUGAUGCUGGUGGUGUUCAAGUCUGCUCCCAUCCUGAAGAGGGCGCUGAAGGUCAAACAGGCCAUGAUGCAGCUGUAUGUCCUCAAGCUGCUCAAGAUCCAGACCAAGUACCUGGGCCGCCAGUGGAGGAAGAGCAACAUGAAGACCAUGUCAGCAAUCUACCAGAAAGUACGACACAGGCUCAAUGAUGACUGGGCCUAUGGCAACGAUAUCGACGCACGGCCGUGGGACUUCCAGGCGGAGGAGUGCGCCCUGAGGGAGAGCAUCGAGAAGUUCAACAGCCGUCGCUACGACAAGAACCAGAACGGCGAGUUCGCCCCGGUGGACAACUGCCUGCAAAGUGUUCUGGGCCAGCGUGUUGAGCUGCCGGAGGACUUCCACUACAGCUAUGAAAUGUGGCUGGAGAGAGAAGUGUUUUCACAGCCUAUCCAAUGGGAGGGUCUACUACAACAGGCCCAAUGAGCGGGGAGGACACGCAUACCAGGGACACAAGCCUACGACUACUGUGAUCUUCAUGUAAAUAUGUGGCAGAAAUAGAACAUCAGUUUGUAGUCACCUGUAUCCAUGCAGAAAUUGUACAGUAACGUAUAGACAGUAAUAACGAUGUCAUGGCAACUUGGCAGGAGCAGGCUCUUACAGUGUGGAAUACUGUCACUAUUCUGUCAGUCACAACAUCCAAUCCAACCACUAUGUCCAAACCACCAGUUCAUUUUUUUCUCUCACUCAAUUUGAUUCGCUUCUGUGCUUUGUGGAAUAAUUCAUUUUAAAACCAUGGCAUGAAUUAAGUAUUGACACUGUUCUUAGUUUAUGUUGUAAUGUUUUGCAUGUGUAUUUAUUCAUGAUCACAGCCAUUAUGUUUUAGUUCGUAAAUCUCAUAGGUGCAGAUGAUAUUGUGGUUGAUUUAUAUGUUUCUAGAAAAAAGGGCAUUUUUGGAAAGAUAGUACAGGCUAACAAUUGAUUGAUUGAUUGUUUUCAAUUAAAAUAGUAAAACGUAUACAAAAAUAGCUUCAUAGGUGAGCAAUUUCUCAAGCAAGAAUUUUGCUUGGACUGUCUGGGAGUGGUCUGAGUAGGGAGGGGAAAAGUAGCUGUUAUUGGCAGACAGGUUUUGAACUCUUUUAUCGGUCUAUUAACUCAUUUUCCCCGCCUGCGGAUGUCGCUAGGCAGACCGAAACUCCAUCCCAAAGAAACAGGAAGAAACAGCACUUACAUUUAUCAUCAUUUUCACAGUAUUAUUCCAACCUCGUAGUGUGGACAUGUGUAUAAACCACAGGAUAAUCACAUUUUUGACUGCUUUAAGGGAGAAUUGAACCACAUUUGCCCUCUCUGGGUUAAUAGUCAUUGAUCAUCAACUAGAUCCAGCCGCGGGAUGUUUUUUUUUUUUUUAACCCCCUUUUUCUCCCCAAUUUUCGUGGUAUCCAAUUGUUGUAGUAGCUACUAUCUUGUCUCAUUGGGAGAGACGAAGGCUGUG
Oncorhynchus mykiss (rainbow trout) is the source of this 3604-nucleotide messenger RNA. RefSeq names its product striatin-interacting protein 1 homolog. Gene Ontology annotation, biological process: cytoskeleton organization. Gene Ontology annotation, cellular component: cytosol. Lineage: Eukaryota; Metazoa; Chordata; Actinopteri; Salmoniformes; Salmonidae. The record is from RefSeq and is a predicted model, not a curated record.